AUGAAAAGCUUGUGGUGGAAAAACACAAUGACGUUGAGCUGCACUAUGUCAAUAUAGAAAAAAGUAAAGGAAAAGAAAACAAUGUAGCUGUUGGGAAAAAAUCGAAAUGACUAAUUAGUAUGCGUUUAAAUGAUUAAGGAAUGUUAUACAUUUAACAGAAGCUCAUGUCCUCUGUAGUGUUUAAGGCCUGAUGUGUCCUUGUGUGAACUUUCACUGACACUAGGUGUCUCAGCAAGUGUUUAGUCUAUUAAGAUUGCCGAAAGAACACUUCAGCUGUUUGUCCUGAAUAAGAAUGAUAAUAAACUUGUAGAAAGCAUCAAUACUUACGCAGGGCUGAUUUGCGACCAUGAUUUACGAGAAAGUGACCUUUGUACUAGAACGAAUUGUUAAAGUGUCCAGAUAUGUAGACGCCUGUGUGAAACGCAAAAUGUGUGUGUGUUACCCUGUGCCAGCCCACUGCAUGUUGUUUACUUAGUAUAAAUAUCAGAGACUCGGAGGCAGAUCUUCGAGCAGUCUUGAUGUACAUUCUGUAUGUGAAUCAACUCUGUCUCCUUUGCAAAGAAUAAAUGUCCAUUGAUUAAUGAUUUUUACACCAGUCUCGAGUGAAUUUUUCUAACAGUAGCAGAAGAACCUCAUGUGGUGAGAGGAGAUGACAAGGAGGAAAAAAACAAGCAUGAGUCUGAUUGGGAGGAAGAGAUGGAGGAGAUGAUGGUCCUUAAUGACGACGGCUAUGAAGAGGAUGAAGAGGAUGAAGAGACAGGCAGUGAGGAAAAGGUAACAGAACAGCAGGUCAGACCUCCAGCCUGGGUUCCCGGCAUCAACAGUCGCAUUGGUAGGGAUGUCUACCAUUACACAGGACACGACAUUGUUAUUCACGAGUCCAUAGACUCCUAUGGAGCAGUGAUGUGGCCAGCAGCGUUGGCUUUGUGCUCCUUCCUGGACAACAACAGGAAGAAGGUGAACCUGCAGGAAAAGGUGGUUCUGGAGCUGGGAGCAGGAACUGGACUGGUAACCAUUGUGGCCAGUCUGCUGGGAGCUUCAGUCACAGCUACAGACUUGCCUGACGUGUUGGGUAACCUCCGGGCCAAUGUGAUGAGGAACACCACGGAGCAUUGCAGAUACACUCCCCAGGUGGCAGCUCUGUCCUGGGGCCAUGACCUGGAGAGCACCUACCCUACAUCAGUCUACCGGUAUGACUACGUGCUGGCAGCUGACGUGGUCUAUCAUCACGACUUCCUGGAUGAGCUCCUGGUCACCAUGAAGCAUUUCUGCAAACCAGGAACGACUGUGAUCUGGGCCAACAAGGUGAGGUUUGAGACCGAUCUGACUUUCACCGAGAACUUUAAAAAUGCUUUUCACACAAGUCUGCUCGCUGAAGACGGAGAGAUGAAGAUCUUCAUGGCAACGUGUAGAGAGUGAGAGACAGAAAAGAUAUGGAUGGAUAACUCAACAGGCCCUACAGGCCCAGGGGGCUCUUAGUCAGCGCCUCUGUUUUAAGUGUUUAAAGUCUUAUUAACGCCACGCUUUGGAAAGCUAAUUAUAAUUAUCUCUGCCAGGAGGAUAAUGCGAUCGGUCGCGUGUGUGCAUGUGUGUAGUUCUGUGAGUGAGUGUGCACCUCUGUGUCUGUCCACAGCUAAUCUCACAUUAUGCUGCAGCAAACUGCAUUAUAUCAGUUAUGGCUGGGUGCUCAAGGACUUCUUGUGGUUGCAGUGACUAGCACUUUCUCAAAACACCUUUUAUAGCCUGUUUUAUUCUGCCAUUGACUACCUGCUGACUCCUCACUUACUACUAACCAGCCCUGGCCGGUAGGGGCCGCUGGUGGUAACAUAGCUGAGUGCAACUCCGACCCCCUGUCCGCUACUCUGCACCAAGAGUGUGGGUGGGGUGGGGGGGCAGUUUGCAGUGUGUUUGGCUAACUGCUAACGGAACGACCAGUACAGUUGCAGUGCCUCGCCGCUACUACACGUGGUGAGUUAAACUUAUUUUUAGGCACGAUUGAAUGAAAUGCCUUAUAUGACGACUUUUAGUCUGCAUACAUUGCAUUACAUUACAGUCAUUUAGCAGACGCUUUUAUCCAAAGCGACUUACAAUAAGUGCGUCUUGUUUUUGAGUUUUUUUUCUUUUUUGAACGACGCCUUACAGCCCUUUGGUGUCUAGACAGGGAGUUAGACAAUUAUGGGUUGUAUUAUUUCAAUCACACAAUACAGCAGUGAUCGUUGCUGCUUUCCGAUACUAUUUUGUAAAUAUCCCACUCUGAUCUGUCUGGACACUGUCAUUGAGGUCUAAGACCAUAUGUCCUACAUUAUAAGGCACCAUAUUUAGCCUGCUAUCAAACCUGUUACAUAAGGUCCAAGAAAAGUUAGUUGGAAUCAAAUUAAUUGUCUCCCUGUGGAGUUGAAAUAAUUAGUCAGUUAAUUGAUUGACAGGACAUCUAUUUAGACAUUUUCGAGACAAAACAAUUGAGUUUAAUUGAGAAAAUAAGAUUGUUUUUUGAAAAAGUGUAAGGCAGAGAAAAGGCUGGGACUGUCUUCACCACUAAC
This is a messenger RNA of Anarrhichthys ocellatus (wolf-eel), 2540 nucleotides long. RefSeq names its product protein-lysine methyltransferase METTL21C-like. The coding region runs from base 697 to 1419 and encodes 240 amino acids. The record is from RefSeq and is a predicted model, not a curated record. NCBI's taxonomy places the organism in Eukaryota, Metazoa, Chordata, Actinopteri, Perciformes, Anarhichadidae. The transcript has 4 exons.